Messenger RNA from Humulus lupulus (European hop), 2086 nucleotides. RefSeq names its product probable tRNA N6-adenosine threonylcarbamoyltransferase, mitochondrial. Gene Ontology annotation, cellular component: mitochondrion. Gene Ontology annotation, biological process: tRNA threonylcarbamoyladenosine modification. NCBI's taxonomy places the organism in Eukaryota, Viridiplantae, Streptophyta, Magnoliopsida, Rosales, Cannabaceae. The coding region runs from base 155 to 1570 and encodes 471 amino acids. The record is from RefSeq and is a predicted model, not a curated record. The transcript is spliced from 13 exons.
UACUCUGAGCCCCAAUAAAUAACGAAACGUUUUGAGCUAAUACAGUUUUUUUCGCCGUUUUUUUGUUCGUCUCUUUCGUUUUGGCUGUGCGACUAUGAAGAGCUAUACUUAGCUAAUCUCUGUUUAUCUUCGUCGUGGUGAGUAUACUGCAUAUAUGGCGCUUUCAUCAACAUUUUCGCGCCUAAAUCUCCUCCCAAAACCUUCCUUAAUUUUUCUUCGAUCAUGGAAACCUCUCCUGCUGAACCGAAGCUCCAAGUUGCUACCGCCGGCUUCUACUUCUUCUUCUUCUUCACUCAGCUCCUUCUCGGCCUACUGCUCAAGCUCAACAUCCACAAAUUCCACCUCCCCAGCCCCCAAGAGUCCAAUUACGGAGGCCCAAGACGAUCUUAUCGUUCUGGGUAUUGAAACCAGCUGCGACGACACCGCUGCCGCUGUUGUCAGAAGCAACGGCCAAAUUCUCAGUCAAGUUGUGUCUUCCCAGGCAGAUUUGCUUGCUCUAUAUGGGGGUGUUGCUCCGAAAAUGGCUGAAGAAGCACACUCGCAAGUGAUUGAUCAGGUUGUGCAGCAAGCACUUGACAAAGCUAACUUAUCUGCAAGCGAUCUAUCAGCAGUAGCUGUUACUAUUGGUCCUGGUUUAAGCCUUUGUCUUCGUGUUGGAGUGCAGAAAGCUCGUAAAGUUGCUGGUAGCUUUAAUCUACCGAUGGUUGGUGUUCAUCACAUGGAGGCUCAUGCUCUAGUAGCCAGAUUAACUGAGCGAGACUUGCAAUUUCCUUUCAUGGCGUUGCUUAUUUCAGGAGGACACAAUCUACUCAUUCUUGCUCGUGAUCUUGGUCACUACAUACAACUUGGUACAAGUAUAGAUGAUGCUAUAGGUGAGGCUUAUGACAAGACUGCAAAAUGGCUUGGUCUUGAUAUGAGGAGAAGUGGUGGUCCGGCUGUAGAGGAGCUUGCUCGGGAAGGAGAUGCUCAUGCAAUCAAAUUCUCUACUCCAAUGAAACAGCACAAAGACUGCAACUUUUCAUACGCUGGUCUGAAAACUCAAGUGAAGCUAGCAAUUAGAUCCAAAAAUGUGAAUGCCGUGAUUCCCAUUUCUUCUGCAAGUAGCGAAGAUAGAAGGUCUAGAGCUGAUAUCGCUGCUUCUUUUCAGCGAGUUGCUGUAUUACAUUUAGAGGAAAGAUGUCAGCGAGCAAUUGAAUGGGCUUUAAAGAUUGAACCUUCCAUUAAACAUUUGGUAGUUUCUGGGGGUGUUGCAUCAAAUCAGUAUGUGCGGGCUCAGCUUGAUCAGGUUGUUAAAAAAAAUAACUUGCACCUUGUGUGCCCUCCUCCCAGCCUUUGUACCGACAAUGGUGUAAUGGUGGCUUGGACUGGUAUUGAGCACUUUCGUGUGGGAAGAUUUGAUCCAGCACCGCCUGCCGAAGAUCCUGAAGAUGUAGUGUAUGAUUUGCGGCCACGGUGGCCACUUGGAGAGGAAUAUGCUGAAGGAAGAAGCGAAGCUCGCUCUUUGAGAACGGCCCGGAUCCAUCCAUCUCUCACAUCCAUUAUUCAAGCUUCUCUACAACAGCAGCCAUAGUCUGCUCUGCAACAUCUCCUAAUUGCUGAGUAGCUUCAGACUUCUCCACUGGUGCCAUUUUUCGGUGCAGAGAUGAUCCUAAAUAUCAGAAAAAUCGACUCCAUCUCCAAUCCAACCUGAAACAUUAGCAGAAGGUAUUUUGAGUGAACAUUGCCAUGUUGAUUGAUACAGACAGAUAAAACAUUGAAGAGUCGAACUCAAGCCACUAUACACUACCAGUACCAGAGUCCUCAAAUCAAUUUUCUUCAACCUUGUUAAUAAUAAACUAUUUUUUUUUAUUAGACAGCAGAUAUUUUUUAGCAAAGAACGACUUGUAGUUCUAGUACACCAUAUAGCGUCGUCAUUUAAGAUGUGAUGAGAUGUUACUUCAAGUCUCCCUGGAAGGGAGUUCAUGCCAAUUUUUUUUUCUUGUUUUAUUGUUCUCCUAGAAACAUAUAGCAAAUUUUAUGUGAUUUUAGGCUUGUCUCAUUCUAGUAUUUGCAAUUAGUUGGUAGUAGAAUCUAGUUCUUCUCAUCA